This is a messenger RNA of Prosopis cineraria, 1195 nucleotides long. RefSeq names its product expansin-like A2. Gene Ontology annotation, biological process: sexual reproduction. Gene Ontology annotation, cellular component: extracellular region; plant-type cell wall; plasmodesma. Lineage: Eukaryota; Viridiplantae; Streptophyta; Magnoliopsida; Fabales; Fabaceae. Bases 38 to 841 code for a protein of 267 amino acids. The record is from RefSeq and is a predicted model, not a curated record. The transcript has 5 exons.
CCCGGGUCCAUCUAUCUGUUUUUCUCAUCGCAAAAACAUGGCUUUCUUCCUUUGCUUUAUCUUCCUUCUUGUUUCAUCUGCUACUGCUUGCGAUCGCUGCGUCCACCAAACUAAGGCUUCUUAUUUCUCUGACGACUCUGCUCUUUCCUCUGGGGCAUGUGGGUAUGGCUCCUUGGCGUUGGAAUUAAGUGGUGGACACCUUGCAGCUGGUGUUCCUUCCUUGUACAAAAAUGGAGCCCGUUGCGGUGCAUGCUUUCAGAUAAGAUGCAAGAGCUCAGGCCUGUGUACCAAAUCAGGUAGCAGAGUUGUAUUGACCGAUCUCAAUGCCCAUAAUGAAACUGAUUUUGUGCUCAGCAGAAGUGCCUUCGUUGCCAUGGCCCAAAAGGGUAGCGAUCAACAACUUUUGAAGCUCGGAAUCUUGGAUGUUGAAUUCAAGAGAGUUCCGUGUGAGUACAAAAAUAAGAAUUUGGCGGUCCGGGUGGAAGAGUCAAGCAAAAAACCAUAUUACUUGGCAAUUAAAUUUUUGUACGAAGGAGGUCAAACAGAGAUAGUAGCCGUUGAUGUUGCUCAGGUUGAAUCUUCAAACUGGAGCUUCAUGAGCAGAAACCAUGGAGCAGUGUGGGACACAAGCAGGGUUCCAGGUGGCGCAUUACAAAUGAGGAUAGUGGUGACAGCAGGGUACGAUGGAAAAUGGAUCUGGGCAAAGAAGGUGUUACCUGCAGAUUGGAAAACUGGACAGGUGUAUGACACUGGUGUUCAGAUAACUGAUAUUGCACAAGAGGGCUGUUCUCCCUGUGAUGAUGCCACCUGGUCUUUGAACCUAUUCACUUCUCAUAUUUGACUCCUACAAUAGCUUUACGCGCCAGACUCAUAAUACACUUCCAAACUUAGCAAGUCUUUUUGUCAUAUCUUCUUUUUUAAUUAAAGGCAUAAGCAUGUUUCUUCAAACUUCGUUGCUGAAAGGGAAAAGGGAAGGACGUCGAUCUUACUAGUCAAUAGUCAUGUGCCAUCCUAAUAGUUGGUGUUCUUGGAUAUUUGUGAUAUAAGAUGAUGUUUAUUAGUUGCAAUCAUGGGCUGUCGAGGAUAGUCUUGUUACAAGGCCGACAAUGAAAUUUUCCAUGAAUCAUGAUCAUGUUCAUGCAAUCACGUAUUAUAGCAUCAUUAAUGAUUAUUUGCCAGAAUUGCUAUCCUUCAA